Rotaria sordida is the source of this 505-nucleotide messenger RNA. The record is from the annotation of a GenBank genome assembly. Lineage: Eukaryota; Metazoa; Rotifera; Eurotatoria; Philodinida; Philodinidae.
AAAAAAAAGAAUUUAUUAUUAAGUUUUCUUUUUUGUUAAGAAAAAACUUGAAAAUCGUGAAUAUGCAUCACCAGAUGAAUUUGCUGCUGAUGUUAGACUUAUAUUUAGCAAUUGUUAUCUUUAUAAUGGACCUAAUACAGAUGUUGUAGCUAUGUGCAAAAAAGUUGAGCAAAUGUUUGAAAAUAAAUAUGCUAAAUUACCCGAUGAACCACAAACACCAACUCUUGACAUAGAUCCAUCAUCAGUUAAUACUAUACGUAAUAAUGGUCCAAUACCAUCAUCAACACGAAAACGUAGUCGUAAUCCAUCAAAAAAUCAUAAUAAUAUAAUAAAUAGUAGUAGUAAUAAUAAUAUACCACCAACAUCAAUGAUAAUAAGUUCUGAUGAUGAUGGAUCAACAGAUGAAAGUUCAAAUGAUGAAAUGCAAAUGAAUGAUGAAAAUACUUUACGACAAUUACGUAUUCUUCAAGAUCAAGUAAAUUAUUAUUUUCUUUUUUUUUUUUUU